Messenger RNA from Vigna radiata var. radiata (mung bean), 2105 nucleotides. RefSeq lists its product as uncharacterized. The record is from RefSeq and is a predicted model, not a curated record. The transcript is spliced from 3 exons. The coding region runs from base 168 to 1433 and encodes 421 amino acids. NCBI's taxonomy places the organism in Eukaryota, Viridiplantae, Streptophyta, Magnoliopsida, Fabales, Fabaceae.
GAACUAAAGUGCACGCCCACCGUAGUACACGAAGCACCCGAUCCACGCCAUCUACCCUUCCCUUCACCCUCUUGCGAUCAAAAAAUUCGAAACCAUAAACCUUUUCGCAGGUCACAAUCUCCGAUUCUCCAAUAUUUUUUUUCUUCAUAUUUUUGAAAAAAUAGAAAAUGUCAUGGCUGGCUCGCUCCUUCGGAAAUUCUCUCCGACUCGAUGGCGACGGAGAUCACGAAAACGACACCGUACUCGAUCGACCUACCACGUCAUUGAGAGACCCCCUGCAGCCGCAAGCACGAGAAAAUGAAUUCGGAUCAGAAUCAGAAGAAGAAGAAGACGAAGAAACGGAAGGGCGUGGAGUCAAAGAAGACCUCGACGAAAUCAAGCAAACCCUGACUCGCCAAUUUUGGGGAAUGGCAUCCUUCCUCACUCCGCCGUCAACGGAUUCUCAUUCUCAUUCGCUUUCUCUUGCGCAUACUCAAUCCGAUCCCUCUUCGUUUAACUCCGAUCAAUUCAAACAUCGCUCUUUUUCUCCGAACGAAGAACCGCAAUUGGACGAGGCUGCCGUUUCCAAUCGCUCUAAUUCGGUUUCGUUGGGAUCUGAUUCGGAAGGGGAUUGCGGUCCAGAACAACGCGCUGUUGGAAUCACGGAGGAGGUCUUGGCCUUCGCGAUGAACAUCGCUAUGCAUCCCGAGACGUGGUUGGAUUUUCCUAUUGAUGAAGAAGACGACACCGACGAUUUUGACAUGUCUGAUGCACAAAAAGAGCAUGCAGCGGUUGUUGAAAGAUUAACUCCUAGAUUAGCUGCGCUCAGAAUUGAACUAUGUCCUUGCCAUAUGAGUGAAAGCUAUUUCUGGAAAGUGUAUUUUGUACUAUUGCAUUCAAGGCUUAACAAAGAAGAUGCAGGGGUUUUGUCUACAACCCAGAUCACGGCAGCCAGAGCAAUGUGGAUGCAGGAAUUGCAUAAACAAACAAAGCCUGACUUUGAAAUUUUUGGAAGAAGUGCUUCCUACCCAAAAGACAACGCACGGUACAAUGAAUUAACUCCCAGCCUAUUAGAUGAUGCUUAUUCUGAUGACAUGCCUAAUCAGACAUAUGGAUAUAGAACAACCUCUUUUUCGGCGAGGACAGAUUAUGAGACUGAUAAAUACAUGGCUGAAACAUCUGGAACGCAUCUCACUGAUAAGUCUGUUAUUGAGGAAAAGUCAAUUAUUAAAACUGAUAACAAGGAUCCGAAAUGUGGUCGACCAUCUCAAAUUAUUAUUAAGGAUUAUGAAGAUGACGAUGAGUGGCCAGAGGAAGAUUCUGAUUUAGGAGAAUAUGGUGGAACAACUCACCCCAUAAUAAAUGAAGAAGACAUAUCCUUCAGCGAUCUCGAAGAUGAUGAUUAUGGCAUUAAACAUGUUACUUUAAGUACAGGUGGUUUGAAAUUGGUUUAAAACUUCAGUUCAGACACGACCGUGGUCAUUUUAGGUCCUGUAGAUCCUCACUCAGCACUAAGAACAGUUUAGAAAGUUGUCUAAUGUUUGGAAGCAAGAGUGCUGGUGUCUGGAACAUUCUUUUUUAUAUAAAGAAUGGUAAACGAAGUGAUAAAAUGCCGUGAUGCUAUGUGAAGCCGUAAAAAGAACUUGUUAAUCCUUUUUUCCCUACAUCUCUUUAGCCACAAGGCUAGGUUUGGGUUCUAAGUUGCAGGCCGUAUUUUGAAACAACUAAUGAAAAUGAAAGAGUGGAACUAAGACUGUGAUUUCUGUUAAUCCCUGUUCUUUUGAGAUUCAAAAUGAGAGUGUGGGAUGAAAUAUAUGCUACAAUCCGAAGGACAGCUCUCUUUCUGAAGGUACAUCAUAUAGGUGGAAGAAGUGUAUAUAAAAUCUCUCUUAUUUGUCCUCAAAAAUAGAUAUUGGAUUUUCUUGUGUAUUUUUGGCGGUUGUAGUGGGGUUUGGGAUGCUCUUUCGUUCCUUUCCAUUUUGGGUUGUUGUCCUCCUGAUUUGCCUUGCUGUGACUGUGUCUGAAAACAAUGACGUGAUUAUUUGAACAACUUUGAAUGAUCGGAUGGCAUGAUAUGAAGGAGAAACAGAAGGGUGUAAAUUUGGAAGGGAGAAUAUUAGUUUUUA